This is a messenger RNA of Gastrolobium bilobum, 1836 nucleotides long. Its product is annotated as protein DYAD-like. The record is from RefSeq and is a predicted model, not a curated record. Gene Ontology annotation, biological process: meiotic cell cycle; reciprocal meiotic recombination; meiotic sister chromatid cohesion. Bases 196 to 1503 code for a protein of 435 amino acids. Lineage: Eukaryota; Viridiplantae; Streptophyta; Magnoliopsida; Fabales; Fabaceae. The transcript has 8 exons.
GAGAAAAGAAAGGCAUGAAACCAUGUUGCGUUGCUAGUGAAGUAACGUUAGCUUCAGAAUUUCGGGCGUAGUCAUCGCACUGUAUCGGCCUUACCCUGACUGACUGCACUCAAGAUAUAUAUCUGCUUGUGGAAUGUACAGAAGUUGUGAGGGAUCAACAAAGAACUUAAGAGAGUUCAACUGAGAGCUGCAGGGAUGGGUCAUAGGGGUGUUCGUCAUCAAGUCAUGUCCAUUGAUCAGCAUGAUGAAUAUGGAAGGAAACUUUCUUCCAGUAUUCCUAAGGAAGAUGAAGAAAAAAUCUUUAAAACUGAACCUAUCUUCAUGCCAACAUUUAAGAAAAGAAAGCGCCUCAGCCUUGAUCGUCUUAGAGAGAUUAAAGCAGGGUUAUGUGGGAGACAAAGUAGUAGCAAGCUUAAGACAAUGAAGCAGGAAAGCAGAGAAAUAUGGUCAGCUGAGAGGUAUAAGUUGGCUGAGCAAAGCAUGUGGAAUAUCUUAAAAGAUGAAGGUGCAACUUUUGAAAACCCAAUAACCCUACCUGCACUAAGAAUGGCUGCCCGUAAGCACAUUGGUGAUGCUGGACUAUUAGACCACUUACUGGAGCACAUUGAUGGUAAAGUGACACCUGGAGGAACUGAGCGGUUCAAACGAUGGUUCAACACCGAAGGAAUCAUGGAGUAUUGGUUGGAGAGUGCUAAUUUGGAAAAGGUCCACCAGGAGGCUGCCGUGCAGGACCCUUGCUGGAUACCACCACCAUCUACAUUUAGGGCAGGCUGUGUCCCUUCUCAGAAUACUGAUUCUAUUGGUGAACUGAAAAUGCUUCAAAUAGAAAUGGCCCAAAUGAAGAAAGAUAUGCAAGAGCUCAGUGCCAAGAAGCAAAAGAAAAGCGAAAUGUGUCUGAUGGAGGUGAAGGGGACACAGAAAAAUUUUGGCAAGUGGAAAGCUAUGACUGAGCGCCGUGUAACUGAGAUCAUGACUUCUUUGAAGGGGAUACAGGGCAUGUAUGAUGGCAUGUUGAUUUGGAAAACCAAAAUUGAGCAACAACUAGUGGAAAUAACAAAUAAAUUGAGUGAUCUACAAAGAUCGAGUGAACACACCAAUUUUAGUCCUCCUUCGGUAAGAUGGGAAGAUUGGCUAGAAAGCACCAACCUAGACAAUAUUCAGGGAGACGAAUUUGCACCUUGGUUUGGGAAUCCUGAGCUACUUAAUGUUCCACAAGCGGUUGUACUUCAAGAUCCCAACUCAACCCUACCAACUCUGCCGCCCAGUGAAGAACUGACAGACAUGAAGAGCGACUUGGUGGAGUUAGUACCUAAGAAGCUAGAGGAACAUCAACCUAAUGUGACCCCUGAUUCUUCUACGAUUGUCAAUUCAAUAUCAGGCAUUGACAACUCAUUGGUAUUGUUUCAGGAAAUGUUUAUGGAUUUAUUUACAUGGAAGGAUAAAAUGGAGCAGCAGUUACUGCAGGUAUCAAAUACUGUAUAUGGUAUGCUGGCAAUGAAGUAGACUCUACUUCGUAGCAUCAAGCCUUAAUAUUAGGAUUCUAACCAUCCUCUCUCGCGGAUUUGUUUUCCUUUCUUACUCUUAAGAGGUUAGGGUUUAGAUAUUAUACAGCAUUAACAUACUAAUCCUUAAAUACUUUUCCAACCACUCAAGUUAAUAGAAGCCGCAUCUGAGUCUCACCCACAGAAUGGGAUGCAAGUUGUUGAUAUACUUCACUGGCCUUUUACAGUAAAGUAGGAUUGUUAUUUUAAGUGGCAGUUUAUUAGUUUUGUUUUAUGAUAGGACUUAUUUAACUUAUUAGCUAGAGUGACUUCUGAAAAUAUGUAUUUAACCUUA